UAAGCCAGGAGUACAAGUCAGAGCGAGAAUAUCGCUACCCCCUUCUCCAACGGGAGAGGAGGAUGACAACUACAACAUCUCAAAACAGCCUGAGUAUGGAAAACUCGAGGUAAACUUGGGAGACAUGCUUGAACGUCUUCAGUCCGACUUGGUCGGUUUGAGAGACAGCCUUCGGGGUGAUAUGAGAGACGCCGAACCCCUGCUGACAUCAAGCAUCAACGCUACAAAAGCCGCAAAACCCGAAAGAACUUACGAAGAAUUGGAAGUUACAUUGGUUAAAGGACGCGCCAAAUCUGAAUAUUCCAAACCGGGACGGCCUAAGUUGACCUUCCGCCAGAAGUUUCUUCAAGAGCUGGGUUCUUUGGGCAAAAGCGGGUUUAAAACCGCCCUGCAGCCGGAAGCUAAUCCCUGUGUAAGGUGUCUGUGGAUUUUUCUAUUUACGUGUUGUCUUGGUGCUCUCUGUUUUCAACUUUGGGACCGUGUCUCGCUAUUCACAACCAACCCUACUCAUGUUACGGUAGAUAAGCGAUACAGAGAGGAGCUCGCCUUUCCAGCCGUCACAAUAUGCAGCUUAAACAUGUUCAGAUUAACAAAGAUCGUCAAGUUAAAUCUGUACCCGAUUGCCCAUUCAUUAUUACACAAAGAAGAUACGAACUGGACGGACAAACAGCUGAGUCGAAUCCCUAGCCUUAAUACUAGUUACCUGGACUUUCUUCACGCUGUCGGCCAUCAGAAAACAGAUCUCAUAGAAAGCUGUUCCUGGUAUGGGAAGGAAUGUGGACAAGAAAACUUUACCGAAAUAAUAACAGACUAUGGGUUAUGUUUUGUCUUCCAUCCAAAAUUUGAACAUGGAAUGGUGAAGAGGGCAGGGCAAAAUGCUGGCUUGUCAUUGUUACUCAACGUGGAACACUACGAAUAUCUGUUCGGACGGAAGUCAUCAGUGGGCGUGCGUGUUUCGGUUCACGAACCAGGAGUGCUUCCGGAAGUGGAGGCGAAGGGUGUCAAUGUGCCUGUGGGAUCUUUUACUACACUGAUGAUCCAAAAAGUUACGGAACAUCACAAGUCUUCGACUCUGGCAAAUUGCCAACCCCGCGGCGAUAAGCCAUACAACAGAAGCAUAUGCUUGGCUGACUAUGAAGAAGAUAUGGUGAAAGCUAGAUGUAAAUGUACCACAAGGUCAUCAAGAGAAAAAAGACGAGAUUUCAAAGUUUGUGAUGCCAAGGACUACUUCAAGUGCAUUGUAACGGUGAAGGCCAAACUGAAUGAAAACGAACGUUUUACAACCUGUCCACCGCGAUGUGACUUCACUGACUACGACAUCACGCUAUCCGAGGCAGGUCUACCGGUGUACGCCGCCGAAGGGAGGCUACAGCGGCUGAACAGGGGUGGAAUCCUAGAGAAUAACUUUCAGCAGGCUAGAGACAUCUACCACAGGUCGGACAAAGUUCUCCUCGACCACGAUAUCAAGACGUUGGAUAGGAUCAUUGCAGGGUUUAACUCCACGCAGGCUAAAAUUGCCAACAUGUCCGUCCCUCUUCAGGAUGAUAGCAUGCAAUCCACCAACGCCUUUGAAGAGUUGAAGGAAGCUCUUGAGAUUCUAAACUCAACAAGUCACGUGCACUACGACGCUUUUGUUCAAUUCCGCCACGUUGACUUUUGCCAGGAUACUGUUAUAAAACAUAUCGAGGACAACAUGGAUGACAUUCUGCAGGCCGAGUCCGUCAUAGAGGAUAUUCAGAAACUACAGUUCCGAACGGCAAACGAAUCACUGUGGAAAAUACGACGUAAAGUUGACCGUCUCGUGAGACAGCAUGAGGACUGGUUCGCCACGAAAUACAGCGGUUUCUUUGUGGAAGUUACCAAUGGUAUUGAGCGGUUCCGACAAGAUUUGCUCGUAGGAUAUGGCCAGUCCUACAGCGAGUUCUUAAACUCCCGGGAAUCUUAUCUGGAAAAUGUUACACUUAUGUUGAACCUGACGAAAACAAUUCGUGAUUCGUUACUGGAAAAUUAUCAGUUGAUAUCCAAUAUCACAAGACGUUUUAGUCCCGUUCUCAUAGGGGGUGAUCGACGAAAGCUUUCAGAGGAUCUAACCAAAAAACUGACGGAAUUCUUCCGAGACGUGAAGUAUUUGAAGGAAAAUCCGUUACCUCGACUGUUUAAGAAAAUGAAGGAACUGGAGAAUUCUUACAUUCCAAAAAGAAAUAAAAUUUUAGAAUUGUCCGAAACUUUGGUAAAAAUCGGCCCUUAUUUGAAAAAGAUCGAUCAGGAAUUGAGUGGAUUUUUCACCAGUGUCCGCACGACACUAUCCAAUCUCCAGUCGGCCAUUUUGACACUGAAUCAAACACUGGCUGACUUAACAAGAAAAUACGUCGCCAGUGUUUUCCAGAAGACAGAGUUAGCAGAAGAAAUAAAUGCCGACAGAUUAAAAGCAAAGAUAUCAGCAGCAGAGACGUACUUGCUGGAGCUACGGACCACCGUAUCGGGGCUCUUGGAGACGGGAGGGAAAAUGUUUAAACUUCUCAAGCCUAUAGAUCACAGGCUGAUAGACUUCAAUCUUCUGUCGGUGAAGGCGAAAAACAGUCUCAUAGAGUCGCUGAAGUUCAAAACGCUGGAGCGAAUAGUGGAGGACCUGAACGAGAACGUGGAAGAACAGUUGUCUACCCUGAAUGACCUCCAGACGGAACUGGAUGAUUACCACAGGGGCUCCAGGCUAAAUGGCAAAUUUUACUUGAACAACUUCCUGCAACUGGAGGUUUACUUCCCAGAAUUGGCGGAGACUAUUAUCACGCAUGAAGAAACAUACGGACUGAUAGCUCUGGCAUGCGAUAUCGGAUCAUCGUUGGCCCUAUAUCUGGGUAUAAGUCUGCUCACUAUAUUUGGUCUACUUGACUUAGUGUUACGAUCCUUGUUAGGAAGCGGUUCGGCGCGGCGGUAAGCAAGCUCGGGGGAUUCGGCUCGGUGUAUAUUUUCAGCCAAGGAGAGUACAAAAAGUGGUUAUUUCUUCGUCUCCGUUCCUGUGGUACUGUACUGUUUGAAAUCUACGUCCCUGCUCUCACUCCGAAAAUUCAUCAUAUCUGCCCAAGCCUAAUCGUUCCAAGUAUCUGACCCAUGCGUGUUACCUGGUUUCAUUAGGUUUUAGCUCAGCUCGCGUACCCCUGCAUGGAACCUGUGGAAACGGUUAAUGUCACUGAAACAUGGCUGUGAAUUUUAGGCCAGUAGAGCAUAUAGUAUCCACGAAUGCUUACUUGUGUGUGGAGUUUGUGGUGAAAAACUAUUGUGGUACGAGAAAAUACACAAACUGUUUCCAAAAGAUUUUGGAGGUGUUUCGAUACAACUCACUGCAGAUCAAGACUUUGUGGGGUAUAGAGCAGUCCAACCAUUAGACGAUCGGGAAAUUGUACGUCUCACGACUGGACCGUCAGUGGGAUUUGUGGGACAGGGGGGAUAACUUUUCCAAUGGGCAAGUCAAGGGGAAUAAUCUGCACAGUGCAGUGAGGUGUCAAGUAAAACAACCCACGAUAUAUGUAUUUCAGUGAAAUCGAUGUAACUGUAUCUCAACUUGAUACGUUGUACUGUACACAUUUUUGUGGGGAAACAUUUUAUAAAUGAUAUGAAGACUGUUUCGUGUGGUACAACAGAACACAGAGCUGUGUAGGUUGACAUUAUGGACUCUUCAGUGGCAAAUCAGGAUUGGCGUGAUAUUGUGUCUGCUCUGAGAAAAAACGUCUUGAACUGAAGUGGACAAAUAUGUCUGAUUGUGACGUCUGUAAUGGUAACAAUUGUGAACUUCAAAUAAGUAAAGAAAUGUGACAAUGUUUGUCGUAUUGCACAACCAAAGUGCAAAAUACGUUUGUUCUCCAGAAACUACCAUUAAGGCUUAUUUUUCACAUUGUCAAAGUGAGAAGACAAACAAGUAAUUUUGUUAGAAGUUUAAGGCGCAAAUAAAAUAAGACAAGGUUUUGGUUUUGGGUAAGACCGAUACGACUCUUUAGGUUGCUUUAAUAUCCGUGUUUAUGAACUGAGAGCAGAAAUGGUGUAUUAUUUGCCUCUUUGCAAAUGCAAUACAGGACAAUGGAAGCAAUGUUUUCUCUUCAGGGAGAGAACAGAAUUAAUCUUAUCGUAAAAGGAGUCAACUGUGUGAAGGAUAAGCCAACUGGGACACGAACUGCUAAGCUGUAAUAAUAAACAAAUGUUUUCAAGAUAACUGGGAUAAUGUAUAUACGGGGAGUUUGGUGUGGUGUAUUUUGGCUUAACCAAUACAAGCUGUACACUUUUACUCGCAAUGCAUAGUCAAACGUACGCUUGGUGUGAAUACGGAGCCAAAAUAAAAUGUGGCUGAUUAACCUGUAAUUUUAAAAUAUUGUAAAUAGUUUACCAGAUAUACCCUCCUCAGAAUUUUUAAAGACCUUUUAAGAGUAUGGUUUAGCGUGACACCCCAAAUUAUCUGCAAGGCAUGUUCUUUUUCUGUGUUCCAAGUCUACCUUGGGACAACAUACACGCAUAGGUAUACUAAGACGAUGCUUCUGGUUAUCCUUGCUGUAUCCAAUAGUAGGGAAUUAAGCAUCUUUAUUUUGGGUUCCUCUCUCGAUUUAUUUUGGAUGUCAACAUUGACUGUAAACCUGGAACGUAAACCAGGCUCCAUUGUAAAUAACCCACGUGUAGAAAUUUUAUUUUAUAUUUUCGCUGAGCUCAUGUUUGUACGAAAGAUGUGUGGAAGUUGUAAAUAUGGAUGCCUGAUGAAUUCGGGCGCAGUAAAAUGAGGUAUUUAUAAGGGCAUUUAUCAGGACGCCUGUAUAUUAGAUGUAGCGAUAUCAUAAACAGGGCUUCUUUUUUUUGUAUAUGUAUAUUGUACGAAACACAAUCCGUUUAUGAGUGUUCAGAAUGUACUUCAUCCUUAUAUGCCUGAAUAAAGUAUAAACUG
Liolophura sinensis is the source of this 4921-nucleotide messenger RNA. RefSeq lists its product as uncharacterized. Gene Ontology annotation, molecular function: ligand-gated sodium channel activity. The coding region runs from base 125 to 2935 and encodes 936 amino acids. Gene Ontology annotation, biological process: sodium ion transmembrane transport. Gene Ontology annotation, cellular component: plasma membrane. The record is from RefSeq and is a predicted model, not a curated record. The transcript is spliced from 11 exons. Lineage: Eukaryota; Metazoa; Mollusca; Polyplacophora; Chitonida; Chitonidae.